Odontomachus brunneus is the source of this 2887-nucleotide messenger RNA. RefSeq names its product transcription factor 7-like 1. Gene Ontology annotation, molecular function: DNA-binding transcription factor activity, RNA polymerase II-specific; RNA polymerase II cis-regulatory region sequence-specific DNA binding. NCBI's taxonomy places the organism in Eukaryota, Metazoa, Arthropoda, Insecta, Hymenoptera, Formicidae. The transcript has 4 exons. Gene Ontology annotation, biological process: regulation of DNA-templated transcription; anatomical structure morphogenesis; cell differentiation. The record is from RefSeq and is a predicted model, not a curated record. Bases 103 to 1086 code for a protein of 327 amino acids.
GGAUGAUUCUGGGGCAUUAUUAAACGUGCAUAACAAUACACCGAAUCGCCACGGCGUCCACUCCUUCCUGAAGAGGAGCCCUAUCAACGAGUUAUCAUCGCUAUGGAGAUUCGCGAACUCCUUCCCGCUUCCGGAGAGAAAGAUGAAGCAAACGAGAUUCGCAAGGAAGCUUCUUCGAAGAAGCUGCGUAUUCACGACGACUUGAGCGGCGGGAAAGUCAUCGUGGUGGUGUCAGCCGCGGAAACCGAGCCACUCGUCGCUGGCAAGCAUUUGGUGAAGAGGGAGAUCGAUGACGCUACCUUCCCCGUGUGUUCUUCAAUGGAUGAAAAUCUCGACGACAACGAUGACGACAAUGAUGACGACCAGGACAAGGAGAACGCGGUGGAAAAGCGCAUUGUCGGCAAGUCGAAACUAUCGCGUGGCAACCGCGAGGCGGACAAGAUUUUCCCGCCGCAGCAGCAGCGAACGCGGGCGAAUCGAUCGCCGAGGCCGCCGAGGCCGGCGAACGCCUUCAUGCUCUUCGCCAACGAGUGGCGAAAGAAACUCGCCGCCGAGAAUCCCCGGGAGUCGAACAAGGACAUCAGCGUCAGGCUGGGUAUCUGCUGGAAGAACAUGCAAAAGGACGCAAAGGAGAAGUAUUUCGCACUGGCGCGCGAGGUGGACGCAGAGCACAAAAGAAAGUAUCCUGUCGGGCGUCCCGAGUGGUCAAUUAAGAUCACCGGGAAGCGGCGAGACCGCAUCGAUGCGCCCUGCGCCGUCGGGCAUCGACGGCGCGUCGACCGAAUUCACGUGCAUCUGCGCGCGUGCAACGGGGGUUGGCGCCCAGGGAUAGCGGCGGCGGCGGCGGCGGCGGCGGCGGCGGCGGUGGCGGCGGCGGCGGCGGUAGCAACGGCGACGGCGGCGGCGGCAGUGGCGGCGACGAGCGAAAGGGGCGAAAAGCGUCGAGAGGGAUGGGAUAGGGGUAAGAGAGGGUGGCGCGCAGUAGGUCGCGCCGAGAGAAGCCGUCAAAAUGUCGAGGCCCCUGCAUCCAGGCGGCACGACGAGCCGAUGGUACGCGGAGGAGUGUCGCGGCGUGCACCGGGCUGAUCGCCGGUCAUCGAUCCACCAACGUGCCGAUGCGAGCGAGGAACGAGAGGGAAAGAGACGGGAGUGGCACGGGGCUGAAGGGAGAGAAGAAGAGAGAAAGGGAGAGGCAGAGUGAAAGAACGGGCGCACGGCGGGAGGGUGGGACGCGGAGGGUGGCUCUCUCGCUCGUUCGCGCGGCCGCCGAUGCGCGUAUCGUCCUUCGUGCGCGCGGAUCAGCGGACGAUAAUGGGAGAAUAUUUAAUCGGCGGCGCUCAGUGACGCGAUUAAUCGGUCGUACACGCGACGAGACGCGUCGUCGCGCCGACGUGCGUAAUUGCUCGCGUCCAGGGUGCAGGCUGUAGCGCGAUGAUAGCGCGUUAGAUUGAUCGAGACCGCGACCCGUAGCGCGACUUGGCGCCGGAUAAGCCCAUUCGAUAAGCGAGAGGAAGUGUCGCAUGGAACGCGUAACUUUGACCCGAAGCACCUGCUCGCUUAAUGCGAUAUAGUACUACUCCUCGGCCGAGACGGCCGAGUUAUAAUCCUCUUCGACCCGUUCGACCAACUCCGUAAACGCGAUUCUCCCGCGGAACAUCCGUCGCGACGUAAAUCUAACGCGAAGAAAAGACGAAUUAUCGACUCGAGGCCGUGAGCUCGUGGAGUUGCGUCGAGAGAGCCGCGGCUUGAAGCCGUUGAAGAGAGCAAUGACGAAAAGAAGAGGAGAAUCCUGCCGGCGCCUCUUGUCUCUCCUCCUCCUCCACUUCUUGUUCGCAGUGGCGGAUCCAGAACUCGGAGAACCCCAAGCGGCACCAUAAUCCUGCUGUAGCGUAAUUUAAUGCUAAUUAUUUUAAUUACAAGACAUAUUUUCCACCCUCAUCCGUGAAACUCUCAACUCGUUCACGAGUCGUUAUUCGUUCCCCCCAGCCGUUGGUGACUGCGAUCAUAUCAACUUUGCGAGACAAAUCAACAAUUAGAGGUGCACGAGACCAUUUAGUGUUCUCCGAUGAUCCCAACUUCGAACGGCGACUAUCCACCACUGCCUCAUCCUCUAUUUUCUAUUCCUCCUUGUCCCCUUAUUGUUUCUCCUCCUUCUCCUAUUUUCUUUCGUCCUUUUUCUCCUCUUCCUCAUCUUGCUCCUCCUCCUCCAGCUUCUCGCGUACCUCCCCUUCCUCCUCCUCCUCCUCCUCCUUUUCCUCCUCCUCCUCCUCCUCCUCCUCCUCGCCACUACUGCGUCCUACACCCUCCGCUCGUGCACCCCCUUUCACGCCACUCUGGCUCGUCGAUGACGAAACGCACGUAAAUUCGUCGCGGCGCCGCUGCCGUUGCCGCCACCGCCUCCACCACUACCGCCGCCGCCGCCGCCGCCGCCACCACGGGGUGAAAUCAGUGCGAUCGGAGUGCACCGCGAGGGAAGGACGCGGGUCUCCCGUGUGCGGCCCGCCGUUCCCGCUUGCGGCACGCGCGCGCGCGCGUGCGUUUGCUCGCCCGCCCGACCGCCCGCCUGCGUUUGUUCGUUCGUUCGUUCUUCUCUCUCCGCGCAGGUAACGGCGCGACGUGAUAGACAGUGGGAAACAGCCGGAUAAAUAGGUCGUCGUGCGCACCGAGGACGAGAGACGGGGGGUCGUAAUCAUGUAAAACGGACGGGGCGCGAAACGCUCCGGAACUGAAAUCCGGAAGUGCGCUCGUUCACUUCGCAGCUCGGUGGUAGACGCGCGGAAUUCUUGUGGUAGACAUAGAAUAGCUGUAUCUUGAGGGAGACACACAAGCGGUACACACACCACACACUUGGUGAGAAAGGGUGCCGAGCUGUACCGCGCUCGAUCAU